AGCUCCGUGUGUACAAUGUCUUUCUAGAGUAAAAUGAACAAGCAGUCCAUAAACUUCUAAGCCGACUCCGGAUGGGAGACAGGUUGCGCGGCUCUGUCCCUGCUUUUACUCCCUCCCCGCCAUUGCCGCCGCAGCGCCAGGCGGAGCGGAGGUCUCGCUUUAUUCGCUCGCGCCUCUUCCAUUUAAAGCUCUCCUUUUUUUUCUCCCUCUCAGCUUGCAUUGCAGAUUUGCAUCCUGCAUUCCUGUGCUGUACGGUGCAGUGUAAUCAAUCACUGUAUACGCGUAGCUCUGCAGUAGGCAAUGCGAAAAGCAGCUCCAGCUACAAAACCCCACCCCCCCUCUCUCUCUGCUGCACUUCACUGCACUCAUCUCACUGCUCCGUUUCUAGAUCUAGAGAUCCGCCGCGGCUCGCCGCCGUGCCAACAAUGGCGCCACCUUCCUUUUCCGCUUCUGUGACGGCGGUGACCGCGACCGUGGUCUUGGUGCUCCUCGUGGCGGCGUCGCUCGCCGGCGCCGACGAUCCCUACCGGUACUUCACCUGGACAGUGACGUAUGGUCCCAUCAACCCGCUCGGCACCACGCAGCAGGGCAUCCUGAUCAACGGGCAGUUCCCGGGCCCUCGCAUCGACUGCGUCACCAACGACAACCUCAUCGUCAACGUCAUCAACAACCUGGACGAGCCAUUCCUCAUCACAUGGAAUGGCAUCAAGCAGCGGAAGAACUCGUGGCAGGACGGCGUGGCGGGCACCAACUGCCCCAUCCCGCCGGGCGCCAACUACACCUACAAGUUCCAGAGCAAGGACCAGAUCGGCACCUUCACCUACUUCCCCUCCCUCGCAAUGCACCGCGCAGCCGGCGGCUUCGGCGCACUCAACGUCUACCAGCGACCCGCCAUCCCCGUCCCCUACCCGCCGCCCGCCGGCGACUUCACCCUCCUCGUCGGCGACUGGUACAAGGCCGGGCACAAGCAAUUGAGGCAGACUCUGGACGCAGGAGGCGCCGUGCUGUCCCCUGACGGCCUUCUGAUCAAUGGCAUGCAAUCUGCAACCUUCGUCGGCGACCAAGGGAAGACGUACCUGUUCCGGGUCUCCAAUGUCGGCCUCAAGACCUCUAUCAACUUCAGGAUCCAGAACCACUCGCUGAAGCUUGUGGAGGUCGAAGGCACGCACCCGGUCCAGAACGUCUACGACUCACUGGACGUGCACGUCGGCCAGUCCGUCGCGUUCCUUGUCACCCUCGACAAGCCGCCGCAGGACUACGCUGUCGUCGCGUCCACGCGGUUCAGCCCGGCCAACCUGACGGUGGUCGGGACCCUGCACUACACCGGCGGGAGCUCCAGGGCGCCUGGACCGUUACCGGCCGAUCCGCCAGGGCAGUUCGACUGGUCCAUGAACCAGGCGAGGUCGUUCAGGUGGAACCUGACGGCCAGCGCGGCGCGGCCCAACCCGCAGGGGUCGUUCCACUACGGCACGAUCCCGACGUCGAGGACGCUGGUGUUCGCCAACUCCGCUCCCGUGAUCGCCGGGCGGAGGCGGUGCGCGGUGAACAGCGUCUCGUUCGUCACCCCCGACACGCCGCUGAAGCUCGCGGACAACUUCAACAUCGCCAACGUGAUCUCCUGGGACAGCAUCGCGGCGAGCCCGGACGGCGGUGCCCCCCGGCCGGGGACGCCGGUGGUCAGGCUCAACCUGCACGAGUUCGUCGAGGUCGUGUUCCAGAACACCGAGAACGAGCUGCAGUCUUGGCACCUGGAUGGAUACGAUUUCUGGGUUGUCGGGUACGGCACAGGCCAGUGGACUGAGAACCAGCGGCAAACCUACAACUUGGUCGACGCGCAAGCGAGGCAUACAGUUCAGGUGUACCCGAACGGAUGGUCGGCGAUCUUGGUGUCGCUGGACAACCAGGGGAUGUGGAACCUGAGGUCCGCGAGCUGGGAUCGGCAAUACCUUGGCCAGCAGCUGUACCUCAGGGUCUGGACGGCGGAGCAGAGCUUCGCCAAUGAGUACAGCAUCCCGACGAACGCCAUACUCUGUGGCAGAGCCGUCGGUCUACCACACUGACGAACAGGAUUCGGCGUACUGCUUACAACGGCUUGAUUUAUCGUCCCAUGGUAUAUGUCUAGUGGAAGAAAUCAUACUACUUAUAGCUGAAAUCAAGAUGAUAGGUGACAAGUGUUGUGGCGAAAACUGAUGAACUGAUAUUCUUUGAUGUUAUUAGUAUUUUUCUACUUGUAAUUUGCCUGAGGACAAGACCUCAGGCUCAUGCUCAAUGGUGUCCAACGUUUUCUGGUUUAAGAUACACAGAUAUAAGUUUUCGAGUUUUCGACUUUCA
Messenger RNA from Phragmites australis (common reed), 2331 nucleotides. RefSeq names its product L-ascorbate oxidase homolog. The record is from RefSeq and is a predicted model, not a curated record. Lineage: Eukaryota; Viridiplantae; Streptophyta; Magnoliopsida; Poales; Poaceae. Gene Ontology annotation, molecular function: oxidoreductase activity; copper ion binding. The coding region runs from base 72 to 2060 and encodes 662 amino acids. The transcript is spliced from 7 exons.